Polistes canadensis is the source of this 1857-nucleotide messenger RNA. RefSeq names its product U3 small nucleolar RNA-interacting protein 2-like (gene U3-55K). Gene Ontology annotation, molecular function: protein binding; snoRNA binding. The coding region runs from base 38 to 1438 and encodes 466 amino acids. The transcript has 9 exons. Gene Ontology annotation, cellular component: small-subunit processome. Lineage: Eukaryota; Metazoa; Arthropoda; Insecta; Hymenoptera; Vespidae. The record is from RefSeq and is a predicted model, not a curated record.
CUUGCUUUCAAAGAGAAAAAAAAUGUAAGAAAAUCUGAUGACAAUGAGAGUAUACCAAGCGAUGACGAAGAAUUUGCAGAAGAGAAUCAAAACUCCAAUAUAUAGAGCAUAUAGUCAAGAAUUACCAGAAUUCGAAAGUGAGUCAGAAAGUGAAGAAACUGCACAAGAAAAACGUAUCAGGUUGGCCAAAAAAUAUCUUCAACAAAUUGAGGAAGAAGAGAAAAAUAGAGCAGAGUUUGAGGAAGGAGCGGUUGAGAAAAGAUUAAAAGAUGAAUAUUUGGAAGAAAAGGGAUAUCUCAGAAAAACAGUUGCUGAGCAUUACAUUGCUCAUCAAGAUCCUAUAAUGUUGAAGUGUAAAGAUCACAGAGAUUCUAUUACUUGUUUAUGUUUUUAUAGUAAAGGGAACAUUUUAUAUUCUGGUUCUAAAGAUGGUAGUUUAAUUAAAUGGUCAUUAAAAGAAAGAACUAAAUUGAAAGUUAUAAAAGGAAAAAAUAAAGAGCAGGACGGAAUGAAAUCGAUUAACUGUAUAGCAGUUAGUACGGAUGGAAAAUUUUUGGUUGCAGGAGACGGUGGUUGUAAAGAAAUCAAAGUAUUUUCUGGAGAAAAUUUAAAUUUUCUCAAAAAUUUACAAGGUCAUAGAGAUAUAGUAACUGGUCUAGUGUUUCGAAAAGACACACAUACACUUUAUUCUGCAUCUGAUGAUAGAAGCGUAAAAGUUUGGAAUUUGGACGAUAUGGCGUAUGUUGAAUCAUUAUUUGGACAUCAAAACGGUAUCACAUCGAUUGAUGCUUUGUCAAGAGAACGUGCCAUAACUAGUGGCGGAUUUGAUGGAACUAUUAGAGUAUGGAAAAUUGUUGAAGAAUCCCAGUUAAUUUUUAACGGCGAUACUAACAGUAUAGGUAUCGUUAAACUUAUCAAUGAAGAGAAUUUUUUUAGUGGCAGUGAUGAUGGCUCACUUUGUAUAUGGGGUUCUCAUAAAAAGAAACCUUUAUGCUCUGUAUCAGAGGCACAUGGGAAAGACGACAGUAAUGAUGAACCUAAUUGGAUAACAAGCAUAGCAACGUUUUUGAAUACUGAUUUAGUUGCAUCUGGUUCUAAGAAUGGUGAGAUCAAGUUGUGGCGAUGUGGUGAUUCGUUCAAAUCUCUACAUCCAUUGUUUACAAUUAAAUUAGUAGGAUUCAUAAAUUCUCUAUUAUUUACAUCAGAUGGCAAUAAUUUAAUUGCUGGUGUCGGUAAAGAACACAGACUUGGUAGAUGGUGGCAUAUAUCAGAAGCUAAAAACUGUAUUGUUAUUAUACCAUUAGAACAAAAUAAAACAAGGAAAGUGAGACCUUCAGGGAUUGUAAGCUUGCCUAGGCAUUGGCCACAAUACCAAGCGGUUUUUGGCAACGUAAGAAAAGAAGAAUUUUUACGGACUUUUCCAAGGCAUUGUACAUAAUACCUUAAUAUCCUAUAGAAUAUUAAAUUACUAUUUAAGCAAUAUUGAGAGGAAUACAUUAUUGGGCAACAGACACACACACACACACACAAAGCGAGCAUGGAGCAGGUUUUUGAGACUAUCGUGCCGCUGUACUAUGUGCACCUCUAUAAACUGAAACUAAAUGCCGGUGUGUGCCGCUAUGAAAAGGAACAAAAGAUAACAAUUCUUGUUUCCUACGUUGCCAAAAGCCGCUUGGCAUUGUGGCCAAUGCCUAGGAAAGCUCACCAUCCCUGAAGGUCUCACUUUUCCUAUAACAUAUAUAAGAAAAAAUAAAUUUUAUAUUAAAUUAAGGUUAUAAAUUAGUUUGUUCUUUACAAUAUCCAAGAGAUAUUGUCCACGGGUACCUAUAAAAUAUAAUUUACUAAAUAUCCUUUAAA